CUCCAGGUCAGCUACACGUUAGCAGUAAGAGGCUUGUUGUAGUCCGUGAGCUUUGUUUUCGGAAUUUAUUCUUCCUCCUGGUACGGCCAUGGAGUCUAGCGAUGCAGGGCGAGGGGGAUGGAAGUCCAAGCCUGGACAGCCACAGAAAAAUAAGAUGAACAUGAAUAUUCUCCGUCAAGAGAAGCUCAUAGCUCAGAAGAAGAAGGAGAUUGAGGCCAGAAUGGCAGAGCAAGCCAAAAUGAAUGUGCAAACCACUAGCAAGCCCCAGCCUCCAAGUUCUCCCAGUCCUCAAGGAGCCUCCUCAAACAAGUUUGCAAAUGAUGGAAGUUUCUUACAGCAGUUCAUGAAGAUGCAGAAGGAGAAAUCCAACAAUGUGCCAGGUUCCACUGGUGAUACCAGAUCUCCUUCAACCCCAACUUCAUUGCCAGGAGGAAACGCACUUCAGAAAAAGAGCAUUCUUGUUGGCAAGCGGCCUGGCCUUGGAGUCAGUAGCAUGCUUAGUCAGUUUAAGAGCUACUCACAGGCCAAAAAGAGUCCUGUUCUCAGCCAGAGGCCGAGUGUGUUUUGUUCUCCAGAUGGUGAAGAUGAGGAAGAAGAUGCCGAUUACUCCAGAUUCUUAGAGAUGAAAGUCUCUCCCCCAGAGGAUUCAGACACCAGACUCAUUAUCGACAAGAUGGCCUCUUUUGUGGCAGAGGGAGGACCUGAGCUGGAGAGAAAGGCCAAGGAGGACUACAAGGACAAUCCUGUUUUCUCAUUUUUAUAUGAUAAGAGCACUAUGGAGUAUCUCUACUACAAAAAAAGAGUUGCAGAAUUGAGAAAGGAUUUGCUAAGACCUGAGAAUUCAUCAGAUAAUGUCUCCCCCCCAGUGGACGCGGAAACCCAGCAGGUGGCUGAGAAGCUGGCCAGGUUUGUGGUGGAGGGUGGCCCUGAGGUGGAAGCCAUCGCUGCUGAGCGCAACCGGGGCAACCCUGCCUUCAGUUUUUUAUAUGAUCACCAAAGUCCAGCCUACCGCUUCUACAAACAGAAAGUACAGGAGUAUCGUGCUGUAACCUCCCAGAGCUCUUCGCCUCCUGCAGCAGAGUCGAGGACAGACGUUCAGCGACCAACUGCUCCGCCAUUACAAGGAAUCCCCCCACCCCUGAACCCCCCAGCAUCUCUACCUCAUGUUCAGGAGUCAGACACCCCACCUGUCAAACGGAAGAGGAAGAGCAGAUGGGGGUCUGAAGAUGACAAAGUCGAGUUGCCCGUUCCUCCUGUCGUCGUUCCUCCCGAGAUAAAUAUUUCAGACCCUAACACACCCUCUCUCUCUGCCCAGGAGCUGAGAGGUCUUGGUUAUAAGAAGGGGAAACCUCUUGGUCUGGUUGGAGUGACAGAACUAUCUGAGGACCAGAAAAGACAACUCAAAGAACAACAAGAGAUGCAAGAGAUGUAUGACAUGAUCAUGAAGCACAAGCGUGCAAUGGCAGAGAUGCAGGUGAUGUGGGAAAAGGCCAUGAGAGAACACCAACAUGAAUAUGACAGUGAUGAAGAAAUGGACGAGCAAGCAGGCACGUGGGAGCAUCGUCUCCGAAAGAUGGAAAUGGAGAAGACACGUGAGUGGGCAGAAUCUCUGACAGAAAUGGGUAAAGGGAAACACUUUAUCGGGGAUUUCCUUCCUCCUGAGGAGCUGGAGAAGUUCAUGGAGACCUUCAAGGCACUCAAGGAAGGCCGGGAUCCAGACUACUCAGAAUACAAAGAAUUUAAGUUGACGGUGGAGAACCUUGGUUUCCGAAUGCUCAUGAAGAUGGGCUGGAAGGAAGGUGAAGGUCUCGGCAGUGACGGACAGGGAAUCAAGGCUCCCGUCAACAAGGGAACUACACCUGUGAACGGAGCAGGGUUAGGAAUCGACCGUCCAGCUGAGCUCACAAAAAGUGACGACGAAUAUGAUGCUUUUAGAAAGAGGAUGAUGCUUGCUUACCGCUUCAGGCCAAAUCCACUGAAUAAUCCACGGAGACCAUAUUACUGAUGCAGAGGACUGUUUUUGUUUAUACUUGGUCUUGUUUGUUAUAAAUUAAAAGCUGGUUUCGGGAGUUGCCACAGCUCUGUGAAGUUGUGAAAUGGACACCGUUGCAGAGUAGAAAUUUUGAAAUUUGAAGUGUGUGUGUGCAAGGGUAGUGAAGUUGGAAAAUAGUAGAAACAUUGUUAAAUCCAUUACAUAUGAGGUUUAAUUUGGUUAAAAACACAGAACUGAUUUCUUUAAAUAUUUUAUCGCCUGUCUUGUUACAUUUCAGUUUAAUUCUGUAACAACUUUAAAUAUGUAAUGACAUUGCCUGACUUCCGUAUUAAUUUCAUUAUUUUGUGUAACCAUUUGGUUCCCUUUCAAAGCUUGACUUGACUUUGCAUUCAAACUAAAUAACAGGUCUGUAUUAGUACAUGACCUCCUGUAUAAUUACACUGAGUAAUUUUCCUCACUGUGCUAUAUUUUUGCUUCCUUUCAUUAAAUGCUACAGAGUUCACAAUAAAAAAAAAACAUGGCCACUUA
This is a messenger RNA of Toxotes jaculatrix (banded archerfish), 2521 nucleotides long. RefSeq names its product SURP and G patch domain containing 1 (gene sugp1). The coding region runs from base 89 to 2005 and encodes 638 amino acids. The record is from RefSeq and is a predicted model, not a curated record. Gene Ontology annotation, cellular component: nucleoplasm. The transcript has 14 exons. Gene Ontology annotation, molecular function: RNA binding. Lineage: Eukaryota; Metazoa; Chordata; Actinopteri; Toxotidae. Gene Ontology annotation, biological process: RNA processing.